AUGGUCGCCGGACAGAACCCGGCCAAGGGCGAGCAACAACAGCCCGGAAUGGACCCCGAAGCCUACAAGCAGCCGCCCUUCAACAUCCCACAGGCGCCCAACCACCGCGCCCAGGCCGAGCAUGACAAGGAACAAGGCCACCUGGAUGUCCCACGCGAGGAGAACGACAUGGGCGCGCAGCAGGAGGGCCAAGAGGACUCCUCGGAUCCGUACACCAAGACACACCGCCGCCGGCACAGCUCGCUCGCAGGGCUCACCAGGAAGGACCGCCCGGAACCCCCCGGCGGGAUGAAGGAGCUGACCGAGGACGACUGCUACGACAGGCUCGCGUACGGCUGGCCGCGCCGCAAGAAGUGGGCCUUCCUGGGCGUCAUCGCCGCCAUCCAGGUGUCGAUGAACUUCAACACGUCCGUCUUCCCCAGCGCGGUGGCGCCGCUGUCGGAGCACUUUGGCAUCAGCGAGCAGGCGGCGCGCGUGGGGCAGUGCGUGUACCUGGUCCUGUACAGCUUCGGCUGCGAGCUUUGGGCCCCCUGGAGCGAGGAGUUUGGGCGUUGGCCGGUCCUGCAGCUGAGCAUGUUCCUGAUCAACAUCUGGCAGCUGCCGUGUGCCUUUGCGCCCAACUUUGGGACUAUUGUGGUCUGUCGGGCGCUGGGCGGACUUUCCACGGCAGGCGGCAGUGUUACGCUCGGCCUCAUCGCCGACCUGUACGAGCCAGACGACCAGCAGUGGCCCCUGGCCUUCAUCGUGCUCUCGUCCUGCAUAGGGACCUCUAUCGGCGGCGUCAUCGGCGGGCCCAUCCAAAAAUACCUCUCUUGGCACUGGUUCUUCUACAUCCAGCUCAUCUUCGGCGCCGCGGUCCAGCUGGUCCACUUCUUCACGCCCGAGUGCCGCAGCACCAUCCUCAUCGACAAGGAGGCCAAGCGGCGGCGCAAGGCGGCGCCGGGGCUCGAGAUCUACGGGCCUAACGAGCUCAAGGCGCCGCGCAUCUCGCUCAGGGAGGCCGUCAGGAUCUGGGCGCGGCCCUUCGAGAUGUUCGCGCGCGAACCCAUCGUGCUGUUCCUCUCGCUGCUGUCGGGCUUCUCCGACGCGCUCAUCUUCAUCUUCCUCGAGGGCUUCGCGGCCGUCUACAAGGCGUGGGACUUCUCGGCCCUCGAGGCCGCGUGGGCCGUCAUCCCCAUCAAUGUUGCCUACCUGGUCGCGUACGCUGCCUACCUGCCGUGGAUCCACCACUACACGCGCACGCGGCACAAGAAGGGCGAUGACUUUGCCGCCGAGCGCCGCAUGAAGAUCCUCCUGUUCCUGGCGCCCCUCGAGCCCGCCGGGCUGAUCGGGUUCGCGUGGACGUCGCUCGGCCCCGCGUACGGGGUGCACUGGGCCGCGCCCAUGGUCUUCAGCCUCCUGAUCGGGGUCGCCAACUACGCCAUCUACUUCUCCACCGUCGACUACAUGAUCGCGGCGUACGGGCCGUACUCGGCGUCGGCGUGCGGCGGCAACGCCUUCGCGAGGGACCUCCUGGCCGGCAUCUCGGCCAUGUUCGCGGUGCCCAUGUACGAGGGCAUCGGCAGCGAGUUCCCGACCGAGUGGGCCAGCACCAUCCUCGCCGUCCUGUCGUGCCUGGUUGUCGUCCCCGUCUACGUGUUCUACUGGAAGGGCCCUGUGAUCCGCCGCAAGAGCAAGUUUGCGCAGGCGCUGGCCGAGGACCGCGAGGCUCACGGCGGGAGGCGCGUCAGCCAGGCGGGCAACUUGCCAUAUGGCGAGGACCCGUUGGCGUGA
This is a messenger RNA of Diaporthe batatas, 1773 nucleotides long. RefSeq lists its product as uncharacterized. Gene Ontology annotation, molecular function: transmembrane transporter activity. Lineage: Eukaryota; Fungi; Ascomycota; Sordariomycetes; Diaporthales; Diaporthaceae. Gene Ontology annotation, biological process: transmembrane transport. The coding region runs from base 1 to 1773 and encodes 590 amino acids. The record is from RefSeq and is a predicted model, not a curated record. The transcript is spliced from 3 exons.